Molecule: messenger RNA, 1407 nt
Organism: Rotaria sp. Silwood2
Lineage: Eukaryota; Metazoa; Rotifera; Eurotatoria; Philodinida; Philodinidae
Source: the annotation of a GenBank genome assembly
AUGACAGAUUGUGUCACCGAUCUUGAUGAAACGCUAUAUACGGAUAAUGAUGAAGAAAAACGUGUCAAAUUUGAAAAUAGACGAUAUAAAAUAAUUAAACCCGGUGGUUUUGGUAAACCAAGUGUUUAUCAUGGACUUGUUGUCAUAUUUCUUGAAUUUUUUGCAUGGGGUCUUCUUACUAAUCCAGUUAUUUCGACACUCAAUCGAACAUUUCCAACUCAUACAUUUCUAAUGAAUGGUGUCAUUCAUGGAGUAAAAGGUUUAUUAACUUUUUUAAGCUCACCAUUACUUGGUGCCUAUUCGGAUGUAUGGGGACGGAAGUCAUUUUUAUUAAUAACAGUCUUUUUCACAUGUUGUCCAAUUCCAUUAAUGAAAAUAAGUCCAAUGUGGUAUUUCGCAUUGAUUAGUAUCAGUGGUCUUUUUUCUGUGACAUUCAGUGUUGUUUACUCAUAUGUUGCGGAUGUUACUGAUGAAAACUCACGAAGUACUGCAUAUGUAACAGCAACAUUUGCUGCAUCAUUAAUUACAAGUCCAGCUAUUGGUGCUCAUUUAGCAAGACUCUAUAGUGAAAAUUUUGUGAUUGUACUUGGUACAGUAGUUGCUAUUCUUGAUUUAGUAUUUAUCUUUUUUGUUGUACCUGAAUCAUUACCCGAGCGAUUAAGAGCAGAUCAAAAAAUAUCUUGGGAUAAAAUUGAUCCAUUUGCAGCUCUUAGAAAUAUUACAAAUGAUCGUUUUAUUUGUCUUAUAUGUCUUAUUGUUCUUCUAUCUUAUCUUCCCGAAGCGGGACAAUAUUCAUGUUUUUUUGUUUAUUUACGAUUAAUGCUUGGAUUUUCAGAAGAUGAAAUAGCUUAUUUCAUCGCAUUCGUUGGUAUUUUCUCAUGUAUUGCUCAAACAGCAUUAUUAGCUUGUUUACAACGUUAUUUUGGUUCAAAAGAAACAAUUAUGGUUGGAUUAUUCUUUCAAAUUGUCCAAUUAGCAGCUUAUGGAAUAGCUACAUCAAAUUGGGUUAUGUGGUUUGCCGGUGGUCUUGUUCAAGGUAUGGUUAAUGGUGUACGUGGUUUGUGUAAUGGUCUUGGUCCAGCUUUGUUUGGUUUUAUUUUUUAUUUAUUUAAUGUUAAUUUAAAUGAAUCAGUACCACCAUUGACAUCAACAAUGUCGACUAUUUCGAAUCGUACAACAAUACAUAUUAGUGAAAAAUCAAAUUAUUCAUCAAUGCUUAGUCGUGAUGUUCCCGGUCCUCCGUUUCUUUUUGGUGCUUUGCUUGCCACCAUAGCAUUAAUGUUUUCUUUACUUUUACCUAAUUCAAAACCAGAUUCAAAUGAAUUUUGUGUUGAUACAAGAAUUAUUGAACAGAAAGCUCGUCUAUUAGAUAUUGAUAGUGAUUCUAAUGACAAUAUUUCAACUUGA